Molecule: messenger RNA, 489 nt
Organism: Leptosia nina
Lineage: Eukaryota; Metazoa; Arthropoda; Insecta; Lepidoptera; Pieridae
Source: the annotation of a GenBank genome assembly
AUGGGGUUAUUCCAAAGUGUACAAUUAUACGCGCUCGAUUGUGAAAUGGUCCAAAAUUACCAGAACAGGAGCAUGGUCGCUAGAGUGUCCGUCGUCAACGAGAACUUGCAGGUUGUUAUGGAUUGUCUCGUACGGCCCACUUCCCCAAUCGUGGACUACAGGACUUGGGUGUCGGGAAUACAACCGGGGUACGAGGACGGUCCGAACGUAAAAGACCUUAGCUCCGUGAAGAAUCAACUGUUGAGUUUGUUAAGUGGGAACAUUUUAGUUGGGCACGAUUUACUGCACGAUUUCACCGCGCUGGGUCUUCAGCACGAUGAUGUUAGAGAUCUGGCGACAUACACGCCUUUCAUUCAAAAAUACGGACACAAGCCUUCUUUGAAAGCUUUGGCGAGGGAUGAAUUAGGAGUGAGCAUCCAUCUCGGAGAACACGACUCGGUUGAAGAUGCUAAAAUAGCAAUGGAGAUCUAUAAAAAAUACAGAUUUUAA